AUGGCUCAGAGUAGACAAAAGUCUUAUGCGGAUCACCGGAGAAGGGACUCGGAGUUUCAACCAGGCGAUAAAGUAUAUUUAAAGAUCAUACCCUCUCAAGUAAUAUCCCAAGGAAAGAAGAAAGGGAAGUUGAGCCCUAGAUACAUCAGACCAUAUGAGAUCUUAGAGGGAGUCGGGAUAGUUGCUUAUCGUUUGGCAUUACCUCUGACAAUGUCCAACAUACAUAAUGUUUUCCAUGUCUCACGACUUCGAAAACAUGAGCCUGAUCCUACCCAGAAGAUUCCUGUAGAGGCUAUCGAGUUACGAGAAGAUUUAACCUAUCCUGAAGAACCAGUCAAAAUUUUGGAUACAAAAGAACAAGAUCUAAUCGUGGGAAUGUCUGGAUGGAGGUGGUUGCUAGCGACUGCUGGCAGCGGCGGUUUCCAGAUCCAAGAGGAGCCUUCUGCAGCAAAUGGCUUUAACGAAGAAGGAGAUGCCAUCAAGCUUCAGAUCAUAUCGGUAUAA
Diospyros lotus (date-plum) is the source of this 504-nucleotide messenger RNA. RefSeq lists its product as uncharacterized. Bases 1 to 504 code for a protein of 167 amino acids. Lineage: Eukaryota; Viridiplantae; Streptophyta; Magnoliopsida; Ericales; Ebenaceae. The record is from RefSeq and is a predicted model, not a curated record. The transcript has 2 exons.